Messenger RNA from Phalacrocorax carbo (great cormorant), 8879 nucleotides. The record is from RefSeq and is a predicted model, not a curated record. Lineage: Eukaryota; Metazoa; Chordata; Aves; Suliformes; Phalacrocoracidae.
UUUUUUAAGUAGGUUUCACAUGGUGAUGCUUCUCAGCUGUUGCAUGCCCAGGUGAUGCUGUGAAAGGCUGCAUUAGGAUCAGAAGCCCAGUGGGGAGGCUGCCGGGGUUGAAGCAGAGCCAUUUGUUUCAUGUAGACUUCCGAUGAGCAGUGAUGUCCAGCAAAACUCUCCUUCAAAGUUAUCCACCCCAAACCUUCACUGUGCUCUUGGCAUUUUUUGCAAGGAGAGAUUAAGGGUGAGCAGCAAAGGUUUGCAACAGCUAUGCAAGCAAAAACAGCAAUCCCCCCAAACUGGGUCUCUUGGAGAGGAAGAAAGAGACUGCCUGGAGACGACCUUCACAACCACAAUCCUACUGUAACUUUCUGCAUGGAAAGGUUUCUAAGUUUAGCUAAGAAAGUAUUUUUAUUAUUGUUAAUGUGAAAACCUGAUGUGUGGGGAGUCGCCAUGGUGCAGAGAAAAAGAAAGGAGGAUCUAGCUUUCAUUUCCAGGACCCAUAAAGUAUUUUUCUGCUUUUCUCCUUGGUGCUUCUAAGCUGAAAUGCUCCAUCCAGUGCUCCCAGAUGCUGCUUGGAUAGUUUCUGCAGGUGGAAGAUGGCAAAAACAAGCCCCAUUGGACAUGAUUCUGCAAGUUGUCCCAUACUAGAGGAAGAGCUGUCACCUGCCAGUUUUCUCCAGCUACCUUUUCAUCGCCUUGCUGCCCUCUCCCCAGUGGGGAAUGGCCAAAAAACCCAAGGAGGUCUCUCGUCCAUGAAGAUUUGUCCUUAACUGGUUGUUUCCAUCAGAUCUGAGCAAAUCCUAACCUGUGCUUUGCUCUAUGUUGUAUGACCCCGAUGUGAACCACUGCAGGAGUUGCAGAGGAGAUGAAUGACUCUCCAGGCUGCGUGCUGACUCCAGGAACCAAGAAGGAGCUUCUUCCCAAGGAAAAGGAAAAUGCAUGCCCAGAUCCUUGCCCUGGCACUGGCUGUGGUGCAGUACAGAGCUGUGGCCGUUCAUGAAGCAUGCAGGACGGCGGAGGUGGCCGACAUUCUGUUCCUCGUGGGACAGUCACAGGGCGCAGGGAGGGAGAGCUUCCAGCUGGUCAAGGACUUCAUCAGCAGCAUGGCGCGUUCCUUUGAGAACGUGGUGAUGGGCAAAGGAGGCAUCCGGCUGGCGGUGGCACUCUACGGGGAGACACCAAGGAUGAGUAUUGAGCUCACAGAUUAUGUGACCAUCGAAGAAAUGCUGGUGGCAAUUCAGGAUCUCUCCCUCAAAGGCAGCAGCCUAAAAACAGCGUCGGCUCUGGCAUUUGCGGCUCACUCCAUGUCUCGCCUGGACACACUGCGAGAGGAUGCGGCAAAGGUAGUUGUUUUGAUCACAGAUGGGAAAUCCAGCGACUCAGUGGAAGACGAAGCCCAGGUCCUGCAGGAUGGGGGGGUGACAGUAUUUGCUGUAGGAAUUAAGGAUGCUGACAAGACUGAACUGAACACAAUAGCUUCAGAGCCCACUGCAGAGCACGUGCUUUACAUUGAAGAUUUCCACCUGCUCCACAACGUGGCCCCCAAACUCUCUCGAAGGCUCUGUGUCACUGCCUCAGAGCCGCCACGACCCAUCAGACUGACUGUGCAAGCUGAGAAGAUCAUCGGCCCCCGGGAUUUGUACGUCAGCGAGCACAGCCACAGCUCGCUGCGACUCACGUGGGUGCCAGCUACAGGGAGGGUGACGGGGUACCGCGUCCAUCUGCAUCCCUUGCUGCCUCCGGGGCAGCCGGUUUCGGAGGACCAGCAGCAGAUUGUGGUGGAUGGUGACAAAAGUACCGUUCUGGUGACUGACCUGAAACCCAACACCAAGUAUGUCUUCACAGUGAGGGCCAUCUAUGCAGAUGCCCUUGGGGAGUCAGCAGCUGUCAAGGGGAAAACAACACCUGUGCCUCCAGUCACUAAUUUCCGUGUGAUAGAAGAAGGACUUUUUAGCUUGAAGGUGGCUUGGACACCUCCACUGGGCAAGCUGGAGGGCUACAAGAUCUACAUCCCCAGAGCCAACAGACCAGGAAUGAUGUACGAGCAGGUUCUGCUGGGCGACGUCUCUUCCCACGUGCUGGAUAACUUGCAGGAGGAUAGAGAAUACAGCAUCAGCAUCUACGCAGUGUACCCCCAGGGGCUGAGCCAGCCUGUGGCUGCUGUGGGGAGAACAUUGAAGCUCCUACCUGUGAAAAGCAUCUUGCUGCAGAACGAGACCACUGACACGCUCCAGGCAAGGUGGAGCCCUGUCCGGGGAGCGACAGGGUACAGACUCACCUGGACAUCAGCAGAGGGCAGUAUCCAAGAUGUGAAUCUCAGCAACACCUACAGCUACUACAUGAUCCAGGGACUGCAGCCUGGCACAGAGUACACCAUCACCAUCAACCCCAUCUUUGGGGAUGUUGAGGGGCCAGUGGUGAGCGGAAGAGCAACUACGGUGGCAUCAAGCACCGUCCAGAUGCUGAAAGUGAGUGAGAUAUCUAUCAACAGUGCUCUGGUCUCCUGGGACUCAGUUGCUGGGGCCACUGGGUACCGAGUGGCUUGGGGUCCUACACCAGAGUUCUUUGGUAAAGACCGUCCUCGCCAGCUGGCCCUCAACAAGUCAAUCACGGCCUACCAGCUCCGCAACCUGGCCCAUGACACCGAGUACGUGAUUUCCCUCUACGUGCUCUUUGGCUCGGUGGAGGGACCAGGGAUCACGACCUCAGCCAGGACAUCUCCUCUUGGCUACGUCUCCAAUUUCAAGGUGAUGUCCUACACCAGUACAAGCCUGUCUCUGGGAUGGAGUGCCACGGCAGCGGCCACCAAAUUCAAAGUCACCUGGAGUCCUGUGGGAGCAGGCAAAGAAAAACAGGUUGCCAAGACUCAGUACCUGGGCAGUAGGGUGUUGGCUUACCGGAUUGACCACCUGCUGCCCGACACCCUGUAUAAAGUCAGUGUUCGGGCUGUCUUCAGCAAGACGGAGGGACCAGAGGUGACUCUGACUCACCGGACAGCAUCUCUUGCAGACUCCAACCCCAUCCAGACCGUUCAAGAGCUGAGGAUUACUGACACCGGCAUAAAUAGUUUGAAGGUGUCUUGGAGGAGGCUUCCUGGGGUAACUCAUUAUAAGAUAUCCUGGGUACCAUUCAAUGGUGGCUUGGAAACCUCCCAGGUGGUUGCAGCAGAGACAGUCUCCUUCACAAUCCCCAAACUGCAGGAGAGCACCACCUACACCAUCUGCAUGUCUGCAAUGAUCGGGGGGCGGGAGGGAAGCCCCACACUCCUCACAGCCAAAACUUUGGAUUUACCCAAAGUGACUGAGUUCACAGUGCAGGAGGCUGCAGAGACCAGCAUUUUGCUGACUUGGAUGGCUGUUCCUGGGGCAUCCACGUACCUAUUAACAUGGCGCUUGUCCUCAGCAUCUCAUCUUUCCCAGGAACUGUUAUCAGCAGCUUCUAGAUCAUAUCGAGUGACAGGACUGAGUGCCAAAGAAAUGUAUUUGUUUUCUAUAAGACCAGUCUUUGGAAACACAGAGGGACCAGAGACAACACUCCUUGGGCAAACAGUGGGACCUCACAGAGAUUCACCUGCGCCAAUCUCUCCAGUGACUUCUGCAAAAUGGGAUACGGUGAGAUCCCCAUCCAUAUCUCCUAGCACUGUGGGGAGCACUCCUCUUCCACUGGCCACCACCACAAAGCUACCACCAACCCCAGAGACCCCGCUAUCGACCACUGUAGUCUCUGCACUGCUCACAACUCUGCCUGCGCCAAUCUGUGGCAAGUUCAAAGCAGACAUUGGGUUCCUGGUGGACGAGUCCUCAAGUAUUGGCCAGAGCAAUUUCAAUAAAGUGAAGGAUUUCCUCUUCCGGAUCAUUUCCUAUUUCCCUAAGAUUGGGCCUGAAGGAACGCAGGUUGCUGUUGCUUUAUACAGCGAGGAAUCCAGGGCAGCUUUCCACUUCAACCAGCACCGGGACCGCAACAGCGCCCUGAAAGCCGUCAAAGGACUGCACUACACUGGAGGCAAUACAAAAACAGGUCGUGGUUUAGCCUACAUGCUAAAGGAGAUAUUUCAGUCCUCCAGAGGGAUGAGACCAGAUUUCCCUCAUGUCCUGGUCCUCAUGACUGAUGGGCGAUCCCAGGAUGAUGUGUUGCCACCAGCCAGAGUAGCCCAUGCUUUGGGGAUCCGUGUCAUUGCUGUGGGUGUCUCAGGAGCUGACCCCGUUGAGCUCAACAGCAUCUUGCUGCAGCAGAACCUUCAGAACGUUUUCUAUGUCAGCACGUUCAACGACUUCCCCCAGAUACUCCAAGAGCUGAUAGAAGUCAUUUGUUCUGACCCACAGCCUUCAGGGGCCCACCCACCAUCUGGGGAGGUUGCUAGACAUGAAGCCGACAAUCAGUUGCCGUUUGGAGACACAGAGAGCAAGCCACAUGUCCCUGAUCCAUCAGCUGAACCACAUAUCCAAAAAGAAGAGGAGGCUUGUGGUCCAUGGUGCUUAAAGAGCUUCAGGGGCAUACCAGCUCAUGGAGGCUAUGAUCCAUACAGCUUUACUGCAAAGGGAGAGAAAGGAGAGAGGGGUCUACCUGGGAAGGAUGGCAUCCCUGGGCUGCCAGGCAGACCGGGACGGACAGGUCCUCCUGGUCCCCCUGGAAUCAUGGGUCUCCCUGGCAUCCAAGGUGAUAUUGGAUCCCCUGGCUACCCCGGACCAGUGGGGCCAAAAGGAGACAGAGGUUACCCAGGCUAUGUCCUGGGAGGAGUAGAGGUGAUUCCUGGCCGAAAUGGACACCCUGGCCCCCCUGGACAGAAGGGGCAGCCGGGGGUUCCUGGGGUAGCAGGACCACCAGGUUUACCAGGUUUACCAGGGCCACAGGGGCCACCAGGGAUGUCCAUCAAGGGCGAACGAGGGGAUUCAGGUAUCAGGGGCCCUCGUGGGAGGAACGGCCUCAAGGGUGACAGAGGAGGCGUGGGAGAGCCGGGGAAACCUGGCUUGCCAGGCCCUGUAGGGCUAGAUGGUGUUCCUGGACUGCCCGGACCAAGGGGAGAAAAGGGGAUGGCAGGAACUGGCAUUCCUGGCACUGUUGGCCCGAAGGGGGAAGAAGGAGAGCAGGGGGCGAUGGGACCUCCAGGAGUACCAGGACCAAAGGGUAACAAAGGGCAAGGUGGUGUUAAAGGGGCAAAGGGACUCCCAGGACCUCCAGGGCAGAAAGGAGACCAAGGGAACCCAGGAUUUCCAGGUGCUCCAGCUAUGGGGGUUUUGGGACCUCCAGGCAAGAAGGGUGUCAGGGGAGAUAUUGGACCAACAGGGGCCCUGGGACCACAAGGAGACAAAGGAAUACAAGGAGACAAAGGAGAGAAGGGAAGUCCAGGUUUCGGCAUUCCUGGUCAACCUGGUCUAAAGGGAGACCCAGGCGAUAGGGGAAAUGUAGGUUUGUCUGGCAAACCAGGUCAGAAGUUGCAAAGUGGAGAAGGAAGCAAGAAGUGUUUUGGGUUGGAAGAAGGCAUGGUGAGGUGGCUGAGUGAUGAGGAAGGUCUCUAUUGUACAAACAUCAAGCAGAGCAGAUGUGGGGAUACAGGUCUGAAGGGAGAGAAAGGUGAACCAGGAUUACCUGGGAAACCAGGCGAGGUCGGACUAAGAGGUAAAGAUGGAGAACCAGGGAAGAAAGGCACCUCUGGGACCAAGGGAGAAGCUGGUGUCCCUGGAGAACCGGGAGAGAGAGGAAUCAGAGGUCCACCUGGACUCCCAGGGCGGCCUGGAGAGCAGGGGAUAAAAGGCGAUACAGGACAACCUGGAAAGGAUGGUGAGCCUGGGCUGCCUGGGACUCCUGGAAGCAUUAUGUCUUCUCUGGAGAGCAUCAUCACCCUGAAAGGCGACAAGGGGGAUUGUGGAAAGGACGGCUUGAAAGGCGAAAGAGGUCCUCCAGGCCCAAAGGGGGAACCUGGUCCACCAGGCAAAGGAGUGGAAAUGAAGGAUCUGGAGAGGCUUUUUGAAGCAAAUGGUAUCAAGCUAGCACUGCUGAAGGACCUCUCCAAUGCGCUCCUGAGGGAUGGGCUGGACAGGCUGGUGCAGCAGCUGGGUGGCUCCAGGGCAAGCAAGACCUCCAGGAGAAAGCAGGCACCUUCGCAUACCACCAAGCAUGGCGAUUCACUGGUCUUUGAUACUUCUCGUGAUGCCCUGGCCAGCACCAAGGUGACAGAAGAAGCACAGAGCCUGGAGGUGGAGGCUCAGUUUACUGUGCCAAUGUCCAGAGGACUCCCUAAGGGUCCAUCUGCUGGUGGUUCGGAACCUGAGCACCAGCCUCUAGGAAACCCUCCUGAGUCCUUGGAGAAAACAUCUGAGGAAAGAAAGGAGAGAGACCCAAGAGGGACAAACACUUCCCUCAGCAGUAGCUUGUCUGUGCCCCCACCACACCCAGAAGAUGAUCUGCAAGGAAACCAGUCCAUGGAGCUUCUCGAGUCCUUAGAGGAGAUGGUGGAAGGACAACCACAGCAGGACACCAUCCAUGAAAAUGUGAAUUUAGAUGAUGGCUCCGCACUCCCAAGGCACUUUAGAGCCAGGAGAUCUGCCGAGCGUGAGACACACAAGGUUCAUCCCCCUGGUGCCCCGGGAGCUUGGAAAUCCCUGUCUGGAUCCGCGGCAUACCCAGGCCCUCAUCACCCGAGGAGGAUUAAGGAGGAGGAAACUGGCCCAGCAGAUCCACCCUCCCAUGGCCAAAAGGGAGAAAUGGGAGCUCCAGGAGCCCGUGGAGACAAAGGAGAAAAGGGGCAGCCUGGGGACAUGGGGGAACCUGGAGAAAAGGGCACCAAAGGAGAUAAAGGUGAUAAUGGUCAAAAGGGAGAACCGGGAAUUGGGUUCAGAGGUCCUGUUGGUCAGGCUGGGCCACCUGGAUUUAAGGGUGAGCCAGGGGCCCCAGGACCUCCAGGAGCUCAGGGCAUCCAGGGCAUUCGUGGCAAUGCCGGCACCCCUGGGUCACAGGGGGACAGAGGGGCUCCAGGUCUGGCUGGGAUGCCAGGACAGAAGGAUUUCGUUUUCAAGGGGCAGCGUGGCAAGAGAGGCCGGAAUGGAUUUCCUGGGCCCGCAGGACCAUCAGGAUCCCCAGGAAAAGAGGGGAUUCCUGGGACACCUGGACCCAAAGGCAACAAGGGAGAAAUUGGUGUUGGAGCCGCUGGCCCAAGAGGACCCCGUGGACUCCCUGGCCCUCAGGGUGACGAGGGCAUUGUGGGAGUCCGGGGCCCCACUGGCAUGAUGGGUCAAAAGGGCUUCCCCGGUGUGAAAGGCAAAAGGGGUGAUCGGGGACUUCUUGGACCCAAGGGAGAAAGAGGUGAGCCCAUGACUGUUUUUGGACCCCAGGGCUAUAAAGGCAGUAAAGGAGAUCCCGGUGAACAGGGCCUGCCAGGUUUUGAUGGAGACAAAGGCGAGAAGGGAGAGGAUGGGCCUGUAGGAGAAAAGGGAGUCAAAGGUGAAGCUGGCUCGAAGGGAGUGAUGGGGCUUUUUGGAACAAGAGGACCAGUGGGACAGAAGGGGGAGCCAGGAGAACCAGGCUUGCCAGGCUCUGCCGGUGCAGCAGGUCUCGAUGGGAAGAAUGGAAACAAGGGAGCCAAAGGUGACAGAGGUCUUCAGGGGCAGAAGGGGAAGCCGGGAGAGAAAGGUGAUCCUGGGACCACUGGCAACAUCGGGCAGAAAGGAACAAAGGGCUUACGAGGGCUCCCAGGACGCAUCGGUGCUCCCGGAGCCGAGGGCAUCAAGGGAGAAAUUGGCAGUCCUGGAAAACCAGGAAUCCCAGGAUCAGAUGGACCAUAUGGACCAAAGGGUGAACAGGGAGCAUCGGGAGAUGAUGGUGCCUCGGGGAUUCCUGGGGAGAAAGGAGAAAAGGGAGCCAAGGGAGUUCCUGGCUUGGGAGGCUUCAAAGGACAAAUGGGAUUGCCUGGGAGGACUGGAGCUGCUGGACCAGCUGGACCUCAAGGGCCACAGGGCGAACCAGGGCCACAGGGUGCACGAGGGAAAAGAGGGAGACCUCAGCUCUGCCUCAGGGGACCCCCGGGCAUGGACGGGCAAAAAGGAGAAAUGGGUGAAAAUGGUCUAGCUGGCCAGAAAGGAGAAAAGGGAGAUCCUGGUCUUUCUGAGGAAGAAGUGAAGGAGAUGGUCAGGAACGAAAUAAGAGGCAGAUGCGGUCUGGAGGCAUCUGAAAUCAACAGGCAGCUCCAAGGGUAUUUUCAGCCUCGGGGACACACCAGAAGGGAUGGUGAAAGACAAGAAGAAAUGCUUAACAAAACUCAGAGCAUGACCGCUUUGGUGGCUUUGGUGAAGCCCUUCAUGGAGCCACCUUCAUUUAUUGCAGCAGCUCCUCAUGCACAGCAGAUAACGGGUCCCUCUCAGCACAAGCGCCAAGAAGCCCACAGUCAAUUACCAGCCCCCUGUCUGCAGCCGAUGGACGAGGGUUCCUGCCAGCACUACGCCCUGCUCUGGUAUUACCAUGCAGAGGCAAACGCCUGCCGGCCCUUCGUCUUCGGGGGAUGCCGAGGAAACAGCAACCGCUUCGAAACCAAGUGGAAAUGUGAGCGGCGGUGCAAAACCUCAGCAGUCAGAGGGAGGUGAUCGGCUGUAAUUGCCAUGUUUAAAUAAAAAAGAAAUGGAGCUGCGAGAAGUGUCUCCUGGACAUCUUGGAGACUGGACAAGCAAGACAAACCAUUAAUGUGAAGAGGCAAAGGAUCUGUGACAAAAGAUAUUGGAAAACUGUAAUUAUGAGCAGGAAAUAAAGUGGUAUGAGGAGAGGGAAACAUCUGCUCAGGAAAGCAGCGAUGUCCAGAGGUUCACAACUGCACCGCUCACCCCAUAGGACUACUGUGCAAAACCAGGUGACACAUACCCCUGAGUUUAUUUUUGUAAAAUAAAAGUGUGUUAAUGCCA